Molecule: messenger RNA, 1229 nt
Organism: Myripristis murdjan (pinecone soldierfish)
Lineage: Eukaryota; Metazoa; Chordata; Actinopteri; Holocentriformes; Holocentridae
Product: SHC-transforming protein 4-like
Exons: 12
Coding region: 24-1181 (385 amino acids)
Biological process (GO): intracellular signal transduction; cell surface receptor protein tyrosine kinase signaling pathway
Cellular component (GO): plasma membrane
Molecular function (GO): receptor tyrosine kinase binding
Source: RefSeq, a predicted model, not a curated record
CCUCUGCAGCAGAAGAUAGUGCUAUGGUUGUGCUGGAGAACAGAGUGGUUCACCAUCACAUCAAGUACAUGGGUAGUGUCGAGGUGACCCAGUCCAUGAGAGCCCUGGACUUUGACACAAGAAUGCAAGUCACACGGGAGGCAAUCAGCAGGCUGUGUAACAGGUCAUCAGGAAUCAAGACAGCAGUAAAAAAUAAAAGGGCCCCGCCUGCUGUUCUGGGUCAGACCCACCUGCAGUUUUCUGGCAGCAGGGUCAUACUCACAGUUUCCUCCGACAGUGUCACCCUGACCUCAGUCCGCUCCUUACAGACGAUCGCCCACCACCCCAUGCAGUCCAUUUCAUUUGCGUCAGGAGGCGACCCGGACAUGGCAGAUUACAUUGCUUAUGUUGCCAAGGACCCUGUCAACCAGAGAGCGUGCCACAUCCUGGAGUGUGCCCCAGGUCAGGCUGGUGAGGUCAUCAACAGCAUCGGUCAGGCCUUUGAGACUCGUUUCCGACAGCUUCUUGGACACGUCCCCCCUGUCCUCCCUGCCUUACCCAGGUCAGUGCCGAGGAUCAGCAGGAGCCUAGAGGAGAACGCAAAGGACCAUAAAGCCACAGAGGAAGGUGGACACAAUGACUUCCGUGACUACUACAAUGAGGUCCCGGGAAAAACGCCACCUCUUGGUGGGAUAGAGGACAUGCGGAUCACACAGGAUACAAAUGAACAGAAUGCUGGGAUACAAAAGAACUGCUCCUCAGAGCCUGUUUCACUGUAUGAAAACUGCUCCAUCACAGAAGAGGCUCCAGCUCCACCUGCAGAGAGAGUGCAAUCUGAGAUCAGUGCUGAACGCUGCAACUCCCAGUCUCUGUCUGCGAAACUGAUCCGGGAUCUGAUCAAGGAGGAAGACUGGUUCCACGGCCGAUUAGGGCGAGAACAGGCCGAGUCUCUUCUGUCCUGCAGCGGGGAUUUCCUGGUCAGGGAGAGCAGCUCUGCCUCUGGCCAGUAUGUACUCACCGGCAUGGAGGGAGCAACCGUGAGGCACCUGCUCCUGGUUGAUCCACAUGGACAGGUGCGGACCCGUGACCAGGUGUUCCUGAGCGUCGGUCACCUGGUGCGCUUCCACAUGGAGAGCCAGAUGCCCAUCGUAUCUGGGAGCAGCGAGCUGUGUCUGAGACAGCCCAUCCUUCUGAGACACUGACUCUAACACACACACACACACACACACACAUACACACACUUACAGAUU